Hypoxylon trugodes is the source of this 1299-nucleotide messenger RNA. RefSeq names its product putative erythromycin esterase. The record is from RefSeq and is a predicted model, not a curated record. Gene Ontology annotation, biological process: response to antibiotic. The coding region runs from base 1 to 1299 and encodes 432 amino acids. The transcript is spliced from 4 exons. Lineage: Eukaryota; Fungi; Ascomycota; Sordariomycetes; Xylariales; Hypoxylaceae.
AUGACAACUGGUCUAUCGAACGUCUUAAAAAACGCUGCGCAGGAGUUACCACCGAUCGACAGCAGCGACUUUGGUGCAAAAUUCGAUACGUUUGGGAAUUCUCGGUUGGUACUCAUUGGUGACGGAAGCCAUGGCACAUCCGAGUUCUACCGAGCCCGCGCCGCCAUCACAAAACGCUUAAUCGAGGAACAUGGCUUCACCCACGUCGCAGUCGAAUGCGAUUGGCCGGAUGCCCGGUCUAUCGACCACUACGUCCGGCAACACCCCCGCCGAUCUCAGGAUGUUCCUAUCCGAGUGUUCGAUCACUUCCCUCGCUGGAUGUGGCGAAACGCCGAAGUCCAAGAAUUCGUAGACUGGCUACGAGAGCACAACGCGCAACUACCCAUGAACCAGCGGACCUCCUUCAAUGGUCUCGACCUAUACAGCAUGAGUGCUUCAACCCAUGCAGUAGUCGAAUACCUGGAUCGAGUCGACCCAACCCUAUCCAGCGCCGCACGAAAACGGUACGGCUGUCUCGAACCCUGGCUCAACGACCCGCACGAAUACGGGCGUAAAUCCUUCUACGAAGACUCCGCGAAAUGCGAACCCGGCGUGAUCAAAAUGCUUCAACAACUGCUCUCCAGACGCGUGGAACUAACCUCCCACGCGGAGAACGGGGAAUCCUUCCUCGACGCCGAGAUGAACGCCCGCGUGGUACGAGACUCGGAGAAGUAUUACCGCGCCAUGUUCCACGGCGAUAAGACGUCGUGGAAUAUUAGGGAUACGCAUAUGUUUAACACUUUAUCGCGUCUUUUGAAGUUAAAACCUGGGUCUAAGGCGGUAGUCUGGGCGCAUAAUUCGCACCUCGGGGAUGCGAGAGGUUCUAGUAUGGGUGCGAAGCGCGGCGAGCUUAAUCUUGGACAAUUGUGCCGGGAGAAUUUCCCCGGCGAAGUAUCCGUUGUUGGAUGUGGCACGCACGCCGGUACCGUUGCUGCUGCUGAUGAAUGGGAUGAGCCGAUGCAAGUUAUGGAUAUCGUACCCUCACGACCGGAUAGCUAUGAACGGGCGAUGCAUGACGUCGGCAUACCAUCAUUUGUCGUGGAUCUACGCGGUUUGCGGACGGAAGCUAUGCUCCAGCGGUUCAUCGGCGUAAUCUACCGACCUGCCACGGAGCGGUGGAGCCAUUACAUCAAGACCAUCCUGAGCGACCAGUAUGAUGCAUUCGUAUGGUUCGAUCAAACCAAAGCAGUUGAGGCGUUCGAGACCGCGCAACCAAAAGAAGCUCUCUCAAAGGGAGAAACCUAUCCAUUCGGAGUCUAA